Puntigrus tetrazona (Sumatra barb) is the source of this 3067-nucleotide messenger RNA. It is a transcript of the gene fastkd4, whose product is annotated as transforming growth factor beta regulator 4. Gene Ontology annotation, cellular component: mitochondrial matrix; ribonucleoprotein granule. Lineage: Eukaryota; Metazoa; Chordata; Actinopteri; Cypriniformes; Cyprinidae. The transcript is spliced from 12 exons. Gene Ontology annotation, biological process: mitochondrial RNA processing; regulation of mitochondrial mRNA stability. The record is from RefSeq and is a predicted model, not a curated record. The coding region runs from base 188 to 2074 and encodes 628 amino acids. Gene Ontology annotation, molecular function: RNA binding.
ACAACGCGCUUUGUAAAUCACGUGUUGCCGGUUCACUGACGCAAAUCUUCCGCGACUUCUGCUGAUCGUUCCUCCAUGUGAAUGUCGUCUCUGCUGUUGUAAAAGCCGAUUUGACGAGGUGCUCAGGUGAGAUGUGGGGGCAGAUGCUUUGACUGGUUGUUGGAAAUAGGAAAUCCCAUUUUUCAAAAUGACCACGAGGCUGCUGUGCAGAUGGGUGCGAUUAUUUCCUCGCUGCCCUCAGGCCACCACAGCCCGACUACAGACCUCCACAGUGCACCAGACAGAGCCAGUGUGCCUGAUGUCUCUGUCUUGGAUCCGUCCUUCGGCUAGGAACCUCUGUCAGGGCAGUGAACUUGCUAGGAUAGAGGAGCUGGCAUCACCAUAUGAACAAACGCAAAUAAUCCAACUCAUUAAAAAGGCAUCCACCCCAGAAGAAAUGCUUCAGUUGUGGGCAGAGCACGGUGGAACGGCCAGCGAUGCUGCUAGGUGUCUGCUCCAGUUGAACCUGCUGGUCCUAGAGAAAGGUGGAGAAGAAAUCCUGCAGGAUCCGCGCUGCAUAAACAUGCAGGAGACAGUACGAUCUCAGGUGUCCUCAGUGUGGAAUGGAUCUCUGGUGGGUCUUUUACGUGCUCUCAGCAUGUUGGGUCUCCCUUCUGAUGCCCCUCUACUCCGCUCCGUUCAGAAUGAAGUGGUCUGGAGGAUCCGACGCUUCACAUACCGUCACCUGGCCUACCUGGUGGACUGGGUGGCCUUUCAGCAAAGCCAAGGGUAUGAAAAUGAAGAGCUUACCACAGCCCUGCUAAGACAACUGGAGCUGCGCUGGACAGAGCUGUGUGACAGUCGUGCCAUCACCAUUCUCAUGAGCCACGCUUCGCUUUUCAGCCCCUCUCUGGUGGACAAACUGGAGGAUAAAGCACUGGAGUUUGCAGAGAGCUUCAGCACAGAGGAUAUCCGGAAGAUGGCAGUUGCACUGGCCUCUCAAAAAAGACGAGCUGUUCCUUUGUUACGCGCUCUCUCGUACCACAUCAACCAGAAGCCCUCUUUUGAACUGAAAACUCCAUUGCUGCUUGAUAUUGCAUAUGCUUAUGGUAAGCUGAAUUUUCACCAGAUACAAGUGCUCCAAAGAAUUGCGACAGAACUAUUGCCUAGGUUGUCAGAACUAAGUUCCCUCGAUGUAACACGCUGCGCCAAGUCUCUAGCCCUUCUCAAGUGGCUCCACUUGCCUCUAUUCGAAGGUUUUGCUCAGCACUAUGUGAGUAAUAGUAAAAAUUACAACACACUGCAGGUGUGUAAUCUCAUCCUAUCUUUUGCAAAACUCAACUUCCAGCUCGGCAAAGGAGAGGAGUUUUACCAAAAGGUACACAAAGCUUUUGAAGGUUCUUUUCAGAAUUUAGAGCCUUUCCUGAAAACAGACGUGGUGUGGUCGCUGUGUGUACUGAACCAGGCCAAUCCUGAUUACAUCUCCUCUGUUACAAAGUAUGACUUUCAGAAGAAACUAAGAGGUGGCAUUGCGGAACGGACUGAGAACUAUCGGCUGAAAUUGCUGCAUAUCUCUGCCUUUGCUCAGUUGGAGCCUCUAGGAAUCACUAUUGAAUCUCCCGCUGUUCUGCAGCCAACUCCCCAGAGCAAAGUGGAGGUCAGCACUCCUCUGCAGAGCAGCCUACACGCAUCCCUCCAGAACCUGACCAAUGGCCGCACACAGGCCCUCCGCACUGCUGUCAAAACCAUAUACGGGUGGACAAUUGACGGAGAGCUUGUGGUAAAUUCCGAAAAUAAACCUAUUGAUUUGGAGAACUUGAAAGCCCCUCAUUUACCUGGCGGAGGUGGACAUGUUGCCUUACCUGCAGGGGCUCGACGAAUAGCGUUUGUGGCUUGGGAUUUUCCUAACUUUUGCCUCAGGAGCAAGGAUCUUCUGGGCCGCUUUGCCAUGCAGAAACGUCACCUACAACUGGCUGGGUUUAUAGUGGUGGAGGUGCUGUACUUUGAAUGGCUGGAGUUGAAGAGCGACUGGCAUAAAGUGGCUUACUUGAAGGACAAAUUAGGGAAGGCAGUGGCUGAGGACAUGUCUAAAUGAGCCAUCAAUCCUGUCAAUAACUUUAAAGGCUUUUGACACAGUCUGCUCAUAGACAUCAACAGCCUCUGACAUAAACAUGAGUUACAGGUGAGAGAAUGACACGGAUAAUAAGUAGCAGAUAUAUACACAACAAAGAGAUCAAGGCAGCAUCCUCAAUUUUAAAAUCCACUUGAACAUCAGAGUGGAAAUCAAAUGCGUCUGGGAACUGUGAUCAAUCUCUGCAGGAACGGAAAUCAGAACCUCCUGAAAUCAGCAGAUGCUCGGAUGCAACAGAAUUGUGUAUCUGCUGCCUUCCCAAAAAAGCCAAAAAACUAGGCGAAUGUUGUGAAAUGAAAGCGUGAGUGAUAUGAAGGGUAUAACCAAUGUUCACCACAGGGGAAAACUACUAAAUCAUCGGCCAUUUGCGUUAAUCGUCCAUUUCCUCGCACACAACUGGACUUUCACUACUUUCACUAGUAAUAAAUACAUACUGUUUUUGAUGCAGUUGCCUAGACAACACAUGGGGCUUUCCUUGUUGCCAAGGAGACAGUUGUUGGGCUGGAAAUAUUUAUGGCAAAAGGAACUGAGAGUUGAGUACUUAAAGAUUAUAUUAGAAAGCACCCAUCUUUUGGUGUUAUGUCAUUAAGAAAGAAAAAGUAAAAUAACUUGCCUCACCUUAUCUGUAUAUUUGCAAUUAUGCUUGCGAUUUAAUAAAAAAUAAGUAAAACAAGACUAUGUAACAAUACAUACUGGAUUUUAAUAAAUAUUUCCUUUUAAAUAUUUUAUGUUGAAAAGGUCGUUAUUGAAUUCUGGUAUGUUUAGACCUAGUUGAAGACCUGUUAUUUGCUGUCACAUAAGCCUGAAGUUACAAACUCACGGACCAGUCUUCAUGGAGAACAGAUCUUACUGUAGAAAUCUUGUAAGAUUUCAUGCAGAGAAUGUACUUGCACCUCCGUGUUUGCAAUGUUCUGUGUUACCAUCAAUAAAAUCGAAUCUCAUACUUUGAUCAAAGAG